AUGGGCUGGAUGAGCUGGGGAGCUGUGGCGCCUGACGCUCGCGGUGAAGCCCAAGGUCGCCUUGGCCCUUUCUCCCGAGAUGUCCCACCUCUGCAGCCGGGUGGACACACCAGCCUCUGCGCCUCGCCCUUGUGCGAGAUAACUUGUGAUGAAGACGACUCGGGCUCGGGAGCCGUUUCUGAUGCAUCACUGCUACAGAUGAACUUGAAGCUCAACUCUUUGCCGCCGGCGUGCCGCAUUUGGCAACACACAUACAUCCUGAACGCCCCUUGUGAACAUUUCGGACUUGGCCAAGCAGCGGGAUUUUUAGUGAGCGGCGCAAGCCGAAGUGGCUCACGCUUUCUCUCAAGGCUUUUUCAAGGCCUUGGAAUGAAUGUGAGCGAUCACUCUGACUCAGCGCGUGGUGCAGAUGGGGCUGUAAGUUGGGUACAUGGAUUGCAUCGCUCCAGCUGCACGGUACCCAGUUGGCAGAGCCCCAGAUUCUUCUCCAAGGCAUUUCUGCUUCUUCGGGAUCCACUCAAACAGAUCCCUUCGAGGGCCAGGAGCAUCAGGAGCACGGAGGAUUUCGACUGGUUGGAGUUUGCUCGUUGUGCUGCAGACUUUGGGCAGCCAUCAACGACCGCAACGGCUGACGAUCGAUUGCGCCUGGCGCUCAAACACUAUGUCCUCCAGAACAGUUUUGUGGAGAAGUAUGCGGAGAAGUCCUUCUGGGUGGAAGACAUUGACGCACAUCACCCAGCUACUUUGGACAUCAUCCAUGAGAUUUGUGAAGAGUUUGGUUCCACACAAGCCCAUUGUGACGAUGUGAAGCUACGGCAGCUGAUCUCAGGCUCCUUGCCGAUCGGCCAUUUGCUGAUCCCAGGUGUGAAGUGGAGCCAGUUGCAAGCCAUCGAUCGGCCAUUUGCCGCAAUGGCUCAGUCCCUGACCCGAAGACAUGGCAAGCAACUUUCUGUGAACGACCAACUCCCGGAGGUUCCCUGGGGGUUUCACUGUGACUUCGUAAACGACCUGUGGUCAUGUGCACUUCCUUCAGAAGCAGAGUCGCUACUGGACAGGAGCUUCAGCUUAGAGGAUAUGAUGCGUUCAAAAGAUACCGCACUUUGCGCCGAGCAACUACCGCCUUUGAAUGGGAGCAUGGUUCUGUCGGUGUCAGUGGCGCGAGCAGGGUCUGAGACACUCAGCAGAAUGCUGGGAUCUACUGGCCUCCAUUUGCACGAUCAUCAAUGCAAUGCGCACACAUUGCUGGAGCAUGGGGCUGGGCAUGUGAUAGUCAGCCUCAGACAUCCGGUAUCUCGAAUCGUGUCUGGACUGCAGUGGCACGCGCAUGGAGACAUAUCUCAAUCUGUUUCAGCCGAUGCCGGCGACGAAGCUGAACGUAGUGACUUAGGUCACCUGUCCGGGACGGCCUAUGCUCUUCAGGGAGCGGUGUUUUCUUUUGAUGAAUUCAACCACAGCUAUGUGGAUGCUCUGCGGAACAUUUCAGAUCCCAACCACCGUGUAGCCAUGGACGUGCAGUACCGGCCUUACAGCAACAACAUUUUCAUUCCUGUGGUCGACUUCUACAUGAAGGGAAUCACCAACGAGGAGCUCAAACGUUUGAGCUUCGUGUGCACCUGCACGCUGAAAGAAGACAUGGACAGGGUCUCCCAGAAACUGAACCUCAAUCUGGACACAGAAAUUCUCUCCCAUGAAUCUGCAUCGAGUAGCGAUGAUCCUGAAGUCCAGCGGCAAUGGUUGUCGCAGAGAAACAUCGACUGGAUUCGGGAGAUCUAUGCUGAGGACGAGGCAUUUUACCUUGAACAUUGCAGCCACUGUGAGUCCACCCAAGCCGCAUGA
Cladocopium goreaui is the source of this 1836-nucleotide messenger RNA. The record is from the annotation of a GenBank genome assembly. Lineage: Eukaryota; Dinophyceae; Suessiales; Symbiodiniaceae.